Molecule: messenger RNA, 454 nt
Organism: Symphalangus syndactylus (siamang)
Lineage: Eukaryota; Metazoa; Chordata; Mammalia; Primates; Hylobatidae
Product: large ribosomal subunit protein eL39-like
Biological process (GO): translation
Cellular component (GO): cytosolic large ribosomal subunit; ribosome
Molecular function (GO): structural constituent of ribosome
Source: RefSeq, a predicted model, not a curated record
UUGGGAGGCUCGAGGGGAUUCACUGGUUCUGCAUUAGGUCUGGGAGCUUCUGAAGCAGAAGGUACACAUAGAUGCUCCAGCAAAGAUGACGUGCAGGUGGCAGAGAAGCUCAUGGAAGGAUGGGUCGCAGCAUCCCCAACAGGGAAACAAGGUUAAAACCACAGCCAGUCCCCUCUCUUCCUUUCUCCAUCAUCGUGGUGUGUGCUUGACUCCGCUUCUCGCCAUGUCUUCUCACAAGACUUUCAGGAGUAAGCGAUUCUUGGCCAAGAAAAUAAAGCAAAAUCAUCCCAUUCCCCCAUGGAUUCGGAUGAAAACUGGUAAUAAAAUCAGGCACAACUCCAAAAGGAGACAUUGGAGAAGAACCAAGCUGGGUCUAUAAAGAAUUGCACAUGAGAUGGCACACAUAUUGAUGCUGUCUCAAGGUCACAAUCAUGUUGCCAUAUCAAGCUGAAAA